Messenger RNA from Cladophialophora immunda, 1269 nucleotides. RefSeq lists its product as uncharacterized. Gene Ontology annotation, molecular function: ATP binding; phosphotransferase activity, alcohol group as acceptor. Gene Ontology annotation, biological process: peptidoglycan turnover; amino sugar metabolic process. The transcript has a single exon. The coding region runs from base 1 to 1269 and encodes 422 amino acids. Lineage: Eukaryota; Fungi; Ascomycota; Eurotiomycetes; Chaetothyriales; Herpotrichiellaceae. The record is from RefSeq and is a predicted model, not a curated record.
AUGCCUUAUAUCGUCGGGCUCAACAGUGGGUCCUCUUUCGACGGAAUCGAUGCUGUUCUGUGUAGCAUCGAUACUGCACCAGAUGGACACCCGAACCGUCCAAAGUAUAUCGAUGGCAUCUCGGAGCCGUGGCCAGAGGAGUUGCAGCCUGACGUUCUGCGGGCUUUCUCCAACGAGCUCCCGCUUUUUGACCUGUGCAGGCUCAACUAUGCUGCUGGUGCCGCAUAUGCCGAGAUAACGAACAAAUUGCUCGACAAGGUGGGCAUGAAGCCCGAAGACAUCGAUGUUGUCGGCUAUGACGGCCAAACAAUCUACCAAGAGCCUCCAGACAGAGAAAAAGAAAGACAAUAUAUCGCAAGCGGGAACCAAAGCCUAGUUGAUCGGUGGACAAAGGGUGGAUUUGCAUGCGGCCUAUUCAUCGUCGAGUCGGGUGUUGUCACAGCCCUGACGAACAUCACCACCGUCACACAAUUCCGGCCGAUUGACCAUGCACUAGGGGGCUCCGGGGCUCCGCUGAUGCAGUAUCUCGAUUUUUGCUCGUUCCGAAACGAAGGGCCCAUUGUUUCACUGAAUAUCGGGGGAAUUGCCAAUCUUCAGCUUGCUGACGCAGACCGGCAUAAGAUGAUGGCCUUCGACACCGGUCCGGGCAAUGUGAUGAUUGACCAUGUGAUGAAAGUUCGAGAAGACAAACCGUAUGAUGCUGGUGGUGCAUUGGCAGCCAGAGGUCAUGUCAUUCCCACGCUUCUGGAGCGGCUCGAGGGACAUCAAUUCUUCCUCCGAAAGCCACCCCGUUCGGCAUGGCGCCUGGACUUUGGGGGCCAGCAUGCGGAUAAAAUCCUGGACGAUUACAAGCAUGCAUCGACUGAGGAUCUGCUGUCGACUCUCACACUCUUCACGGCAAAGGCAAUUGAGCGAUCAGUGGUUGACUUUAUCCUUCCGAAAGCACCUGUAAAGACUGUCAUUGCUAGUGGAGGAGGCACUAAGAACGACACCCUCAUGAGGCAUCUGAAGGAGAGGCUAGUAUUGCAUGGAGUAGAACUUCGCACUAGCGACGAAUUUGGGCUUCCUGCUCCAUUCAAAGAGGCCAUCAAGUUUGCCACCUUGGCAUUUGCGUGCAAGCACCAGCUUGCAAACAAUAUCCCUGCCGCUGGCGGAGCAUCCUCCUUUGCGGUACUGGGCAAACUGAGUUUAGCACCCAGACUCGCAAAGCAGGGUGGUGCCAUCUCAGAAAGUAACGUCUCUCCAGAACCGGAGGUGGAUCAGAGCUGA